Messenger RNA from Leptonychotes weddellii (Weddell seal), 3380 nucleotides. The record is from RefSeq and is a predicted model, not a curated record. NCBI's taxonomy places the organism in Eukaryota, Metazoa, Chordata, Mammalia, Carnivora, Phocidae.
AUGGGAAGGAGUUGGCCGGGCCCAUCCCUCUGUCAGUGGCGGCUGCAGCUUGCUCCGGAGACCGCUUGCGCGGUGGCCGCCGAAGCUGGCAGAGGUGGACGCAAGCGCCGGGCUCUGCCCGCUUCUUGCAGCUGUGAAUUCCUUUGGACAAUUGAUGAUAUUUAUCAUUGUGCCCAGUUUCUACACAUAAAAGAUGGGUGGAUUAUUUUCUCGAUGGAGGGUAAGUUAGUUUUCUUUACAGUCAUGAUCCUGGAGUCCCUGGAUCGAGAAAUUCAAGCAUUGGAAGAAUUUAGGGAAAAAAAUCAGAGAUUACAAAAAUUAUGGGUUGGAAGAUUAAUUCUCUACUCUUCGAUUCUCUAUCUGUUUACAUGUUUAAUUGUAUACUUGUGGUAUCUUCCUGAUGAAUUCACAGCAAGACUUGCCAUGACACUUCCAUUUUUUGCUUUUCCAUUGAUCAUCUGGAGCAUAAGAACAGUGCUUAUUUUCUUCUUUUCCAAGAGAACAGAAAGAAAUAAUGAAGCACUGGAUGAUUUAAAAUCCCAGAAGAAAAAAAUACUUGAAGAGGUCAUGGAAAAAGAAACUUAUAAAACGGCUAAAUUAAUUCUUGAAAGGUUUGAUCCAGACUCAAAGAAAGCAAAGGAGUUUGAGCCGCCAUCUGCUGGAGCAGCUGUAACUGCAAGACCUGGACAAGAGAUUCGUCAGCGAACUGCAGUUCAGAGAAACCUUUCUCCAACACCCACAAGCUCUAGCCAGGGCCCUCCUCCACAAGUUCCAGUAUCUCCUGGACCACCAAAGGACAGUUCAGCCCCUGGUGGACCCCCAGAAAGAACUGUUACUCCAGCCCUGUCAUCAAAUGUGUUACCAAGACGUCUUGGAUCCCCUGCUACUUCAGUGCCUGGAAUGGGUCUUCAUCCUCCGGGUCCACCUUUAGCAAGACCCAUUCUCCCCCGAGAACGAGGUGCUCUGGAUAGAAUUGUUGAAUAUUUAGUUGGUGAUGGUCCACAAAACAGGUAUGCCCUUAUAUGUCAGCAGUGUUUUUCUCAUAAUGGCAUGGCUUUGAAAGAAGAAUUUGAAUACAUUGCUUUUAGAUGUGCCUACUGUUUUUUCUUGAAUCCUGCAAGAAAAACUAGACCUCAGGCUCCAAGACUUCCAGAGUUUAGUUUUGAGAAGAGGCAGGCAAUGGAAAGCUCAAGUUCAGUUGGUCCCUUGCCCUCAAGAAGUGUGAUUUCAUCAGAGAACCCGAUCAGUGAAGAAUCUGUAGAAGAACAAGAUGUUCUUGAUAGCAGUACAGAGCAGACAGAUGAGAAAAUAUCAGAUACAGAGCAGACAAACCAAGGGACUGAAAAAGUAUCUGGCACAGAGGAACCAGAGGAGAAACAAGAGGCCGUGAAUGAGGACACCUCAAUGAAUGAAGCCAAAUCGCCAGUCCCCAGAGCUGAUUCUAUUCCUAAUCCUGAACUCAGUGGAGAAUCUUUGAUGGCCAUGUAGUAAAUGCUUCCAUGUGCCUUCAACUGGAUAUUUGUAGUCUUGUUGAUGUCAGUUAUUGCUUUCUAGGUGGUGCUUUUUUUUUUUCCCCUAAGGAUAUGCUUGAUAUCAUUUGAAUUUAGAUUGCUUGGCUAUUUGAAUAUGUCAAAGUUGUAGCUCCUGAGUGUUAAAUUAAAGGCAAGUGAUAGCAGUAAAGUAAGAACCUUUGGAAUGUAUAAAGACCCACGCUGUUUAGCCGGCUUUUAGAUGUUUUCUUCUACUCUAAAAGUAAACAAAAUAGCAUUCUUGUUUUCUCUGUGUGUGACCUGUAAAUAAUACCAUUUUGACAUAGGAAGAACUUUGGUUAUGAGUAAGUUCUAAUGGUGUUCAUUUUAAGGAAUGAAACUCAAUUAAGAUUUUUAAUCAUUCAUCAUCAAAAAUGGAUAGAAUUUUAAUUCUUGAGAUAUUUGCAGGGGGCAAGUCUAUUUAGGCAUUUACAUUAAGUGGUAAGAAAGUUGUAACUGUAACUAUAUAGGCAUUGGUACGAAUUCUCAGUAAGAAUGCAAUUGAACAGUCAAGUGCAGUGUUUCUUUUUUGAUGUUUCUUAUUUUGCAGCUGGGCCAAAGGCACAUGAUGUAUAUAAUUAGCUUAUGUUUACAUAUUAACACAUAGGAAGUAUCUCUGCACUUGAAUUCUGAACAUUAUUUAUACUUGUAAAAUAAUGGUGAUAUAUAAGUGAAUUUUGUGCUCUUGCAUGUAUUUUGUUAAGGAAAAUAAAGGUGAUCUGGCAGCGGUUUCUUUUUGUUAAAUAUCUAGACUUCUUCAGACAGUGUCUUGGUGGAUGACUUGGCCACCUGAAAACUCUUAGGAGGAGGAGCUCACAGUUCAAUUAAUCUAUAGACUCUUCUGAGAGCAAGUUAUGAUGCUUUGGUUCAGACUAAUUGCUUUUCAAAUUCAGAGAAAUCGUGACAUUUAGAGGUUCGAAUCAGAGGUUAGGGUUUUCUGACUCAGGAAAACCUGAAGCCAUUUGUAAUUUUUAAUUUUGAGAGACAAAUAAGUUUUGAGAAUAGGCAGUUAGUUACUAGUAGUAGUUCAUUGGAUUUAAUGUAUGUAUUAAGGAUUAACUGGGAAAAAAUUUCACCCAGAAUAGUGAUUCUUGGACCUUAAUCCAGCGUGGUUAUCUUUUUUAAUCUUCCUUUUAUCUUUCUUCUCCAUUAUUAAGGAAAUUGAAAUCAAAGAGAGGCAUAUAUAGGAAUGGUAUAUAUAGUGAAUAUUUCUCAGUUAAAUAAACUAAAUGCAUAGUUUAUUAAAAAUUUAAUAAAAUAACAUUUGUUAUUUAAAAAUUCAUCUUUAUGAUUUAUAUCUUACAUCUGAUAGGUAUUUUAAUGAAUCCAAUCUGUUAAUAGUCUGAGGCAUAAUGGUAUAGGGACCAGAGUUUUUCAGAUCACAAAACUGGGUUUAAAUUCUAGUUCUGCAGUCUUGGGCAAGUCACCCAACCUCUCUGAGACAGUUUUUUUCAACUGUAAAAUGGGAAGUACAAUACCUACUUUUUGGGGUAUAGAGAUGAUUAAAAAUAAUUUAUAUGCCAAACUCACUGCCUGAUAAUUAAUAAUUAAGCAAAUGGCAACAUUUUAUAUUAUUGAUAUCCUUGUGAAAUACGGAAGAGGUAUAAAUUCUCCCUCUUACAAAUAAGGAAAUGAAAAAAUAAUAUGAACAUAUAAUUUAGCUGCUCAGAAUCAAGCCAGAGUUUUCUGCAUCAACUUUUCUCUGUCAUAUACAUGUAUAUAAAUAAAUACAUAGAUGAAAGAAAUAGGAACCUGAAACUAUGGAAUAUAAUCUCUGAAUAUAAUAUUUUUUGGGGAAGGUGGAUCUCAGGUUUUGUACAUUACUGGCCCAUAAACAUUUUAGUAACAUCA